Molecule: messenger RNA, 1129 nt
Organism: Solea senegalensis (Senegalese sole)
Lineage: Eukaryota; Metazoa; Chordata; Actinopteri; Pleuronectiformes; Soleidae
Product: serine/threonine-protein kinase pim-1-like
Exons: 1
Coding region: 68-1129 (353 amino acids)
Biological process (GO): negative regulation of apoptotic process; protein autophosphorylation; regulation of mitotic cell cycle
Cellular component (GO): cytoplasm
Molecular function (GO): protein serine/threonine kinase activity; ATP binding
Source: RefSeq, a predicted model, not a curated record
UGGACAGAAGACACAAGUUCUUCAGUCUGGACACCAACAGUUUCACUGGUUCAGACACAAUGACACCAUGGAGAUAAUGACCUCCACAAUCCAGAAGAUAACGAAAAAAUGGCCAACGCGUGGAAACGAGCCAAAUCUCACAAAGACUGAAAGGUCGAAGGAGGUUGAAGUCCUGCCAGGAACUGAGGAACCCAGGACGAAGAGGACUUCCACGCAGGAUGAAGGGACAACCUCCAUCUUUUUCAGAACCAGCUACGUGGACUUUGUGACCAAAUACAAGUCAUUUUACAUGCUUGGACAAGGAGGUUUUGGUUCUGUCUUUGCUGGGAGAAGACUUGCUGACAAACUUCCAGUGGCGAUCAAACGCAUCCCACAAUCAUGCGUGAAGAUGCACCCAGUGAUUUUAAAUGAAAGGAGGUACAGGAUCCCCCUCGAGGUGCUGAUGAUGGUGAAAGCGGGUGGUGGACCAGAGUUGGUGGGUCAGUCUGCAGCUGUGUCCAUAUUAAACUGGUAUGAUCUGGAACAUGAGGUUGUUCUGGUCAUGGAGAGACCAGUCACCGCUGUGGACCUGUUACAGUAUCUCAAGAGCAAUGGUCCACUGGGUGAGGACAUGGCGAAGAUCAUCAUGAAGCAGCUGGUGGACGCAGCCAUCCAGAUGCAUGCAGCGCGAGUCUUCCACCGCGACAUCAAGGCCGAAAACAUCCUCAUCGAAAAUCGCAGCCAUGGCCCCCGAGUGAGAGUCAUCGAUUUUGGAUGUGCUCGCAUUUUCAGAGAUGUAAAAUCCUCUUACAGCGGCUUCUCAGGAACUCCUGCAUAUGCUCCUCCUGAGUUCUUCAGAGAUGGGACAUACAAGGCUGGACCCACCACCGUGUGGCAGUUGGCGGCGUUGCUCUAUGAAACGCUGGAAGGAUUCUCAAACUUCAGCACAGAAGCUUUCAUUCACCAGGAAAUCAGAGUCAGCUAUUGUCUGUCCAGACACUGCCAGGAAUUCCUGGAGAUGUGUUUGACUCUGGAGCCGGAGAAUCGAGCGACUCUGGAGCAAAUGAAGCGGCACCCGUGGCUCACCGACGCAGCUGCUACCUCCACGACCCCACCUCCAAACUGCUUCACCACCUGCUUCCCUUUGUAA